This is a messenger RNA of Python bivittatus (Burmese python), 2235 nucleotides long. NCBI's taxonomy places the organism in Eukaryota, Metazoa, Chordata, Lepidosauria, Squamata, Pythonidae. The record is from RefSeq and is a predicted model, not a curated record.
AGAGCAGCCACACCAGGUUAGAGCUCUGCCAAGGGGGAUUUAAGUGUUCCAAUGCCACUGUGAACAUCCAGGCAGAGGCCAGCAUCAUGUGGGGAUUAAUGAUACUUGCCCAACUCUUGGCUGGAAUUGGAACAGUCCCUAUCCAGCCUUUUGGAAUUUCCUAUGUGGAUGACUUUGCUGAGCCAAACAAUUCUCCCUUGUACAUAGCAAUCUUAUUUUCCAUCGCAGUGUUUGGCCCAGCUUUUGGCUACUUACUUGGUUCUGCAGCAUUGAGGAUAUUUGUGGAUUUUGGACGGGUUAACCUGAAGGAUGUAAACCUGACCCCAGGUGACCCACGUUGGAUUGGAGCAUGGUGGUUGGGCCUUCUCAUUGCCUCUGGUUGUUUACUACUCAAUUCCAUUCCCUAUUUCUUCUUCCCUCGAUAUAUGUUUAAAGGGAAGGGGGCAUCUGACGUGGAUAUCCUGAAGAAGAUUGAGAAAGCAAAGGCAGAGGAAGAGUCCCUGAUGGUUUUUAUCAAAAAGUUCCCACAAGGCUUCCUAAGACUGCUUCUCAAUCCACUCUUCAUUUUGUUGGUCUUGACACAGUGCAGCUUCUCCUCUAUUCUUGCUGGACUCUCUACCUUCCUCAACAAGUACCUGGAAAAACAAUUUGGUGCUACCUCAUCCUAUGCUAAUUUCCUCAUUGGGUCUGUGAAUUUGCCUGCAGCUGCACUAGGGAUGCUCUUUGGAGGGUUCCUCAUGAAGCGUUUUGGUUUCUCACUCAAAACCAUCCCACGUUUCACCGUUGUGGUGUUACUUUUCUCCACCCUUUGCUAUCUUCCUCUCUUUUUUAUGGGCUGCUCCUCACAGAACGUGGCUGGAAUUCAUCUAUCCAGUACAUCAAGUUCCCCAGAACAGGAUCCAUGUAACCAUCAGUGCUCCUGCUCAAAGGAUCUCUUCCAUCCAGUCUGUGGAGAUGAUGGUGUAGAGUACCUCUCUCCCUGUCAUGCUGGCUGUACUGGUUUCUUCUCUAAUUCUUCAACUUCUGGAAUUAUCUACACAAAUUGCUCCUGUAUCUCCACCAAGAAUGGACAAUCCUCAGCAAAGACUGGAUCUUGCCCUGUUAGCUGUGCCCAUCUGUUGCUGCCUGUUAUAUUCAUCAUCUCAUUUGCUGCAUUGAUUGCCUGCCUAUCUCACAACCCUCUCUACAUGAUGGUAUUACGAGUGGUGUCCUAUGAUGAGAAGUCUUUUGCUAUUGGAGUCCAGUUCCUAUUGAUGAGAUUACUAGCCUGGUUGCCAGCUCCUACCCUCUUUGGCAUCCUCAUUGACUCCUCCUGCAUAUGGUGGAAGAAAGACUGCAACAAUAAGAGUGGAUCCUGCCAUUACUAUAACAAUAGCUUCUUCCGCAGCAGGUACUUAGGCCUCCAGGUUGGCUACAAAAUUAUUGGCAUUCUGCUAUUAUCUUUCAUCAGCUGGAAGCUGACCAAGAACAAGGAAUACAAUGUGCAAGAAAAAGCUGCUGGCCUAGUGUAGCUCUACACUACAACAAUACCUGCUUGAAGCAUCAUUUUGUAUCAUGUUUGUAUUUACUUAACUUGGCCUUUGUGCCUUUCUUUUUUAUAAUAUGUUUUUUUACAAUACAGGCACCAUUUCAUAUUAGGAGCUGAACUUUAACUCCUACAUGACCAGUUUCUGCUGCAUAUAGUCCAACUAAAUGAACAUGCUUGUGCUGGGAAACGGAGGGGCCAAACAUCCACUCAGUAUUGAAAGAGAUUACACAGCGAACUCACCUCACUGAAAGGAUUGAAAUGAAAACAUCUACAGCCAGCAAAGGGGAGCCCCGAAGCUACAGCAGUAGAGGCAUCUUCAGGACUGGGCGUGAGAUGGAUCUCUCCCAUCCUGCAGACAGACUGUUGGAAGGAAGGCAACCAGUUCUCUUGAUUUUAUGUCAAAACAAUGGAAAUAGCAAGUGAAAGCUGUUACAGUUAAAAGAACCAUAUGUGUUGCUUAGAAGUUGCUAAGGGAGCAGCAGUCCAGUUUGGCCAUGGGGUCUUGGGCUGUUCAAUUCAAUCAACUUUGUUGCAUUAUCCAGACUUGGCCAAGGGAGAAACAACUUCUACCACCACCCGGUCUGCCCUCUCUCGUGCCUUUUCUUCUUCUUUGUCCUUUACUAGGGCCAGAGCGGAUAUAAAUACCCCUCAGUGUAUAAAGUUAAUUGUGGUGACAUGCUGACUUUUAAAUAAAAAUGUUUUUUCUA